Molecule: messenger RNA, 1418 nt
Organism: Pomacea canaliculata
Lineage: Eukaryota; Metazoa; Mollusca; Gastropoda; Architaenioglossa; Ampullariidae
Product: methyltransferase-like protein 24
Exons: 7
Coding region: 187-1110 (307 amino acids)
Source: RefSeq, a predicted model, not a curated record
CCUUAUAUUGGUGUGUACUGCUCUAAACUUAUUUUUCUGGUUUCUGUACAUGUACAAGCUCAGCUUCCCUAUGGAUCUGCUAAUGGUCAAGGCAUUUAGUUUCUUUUUUAAAAGCAGACAAACCUUUGCUUCAACACGUGUUGCAACUUAAAUAUUCCUGUUACCAAGAAAGCAAUUAAAUAACCUAUGACCCCAGCGCAUGCGCACUGUGUGAAGCACAUCUCAUCACAAGGACCAUUUCGGAUCGCCUCACAGGCUCAGAGAAUAAGGACCAAGCAAAUGAGAAUGUCAGUUAAAAAGACCUUCUUUAUAUUGGUGUGCACUGUCGCAUUCUUCAUUUCCUGGUUUCUGUAUAUGCACAAGCCCGUCAUCCCAAAGGUAUCUACACCUCCUUCUCUUCCCACCAAGGAGACCAUUAGUAACAUGACAAAUGCUGAAUUGGAGGAACUGUACUACACCUACGUGGGAAACGUAGACGUGUUAUGCACCAACAGGAUUCGUCUGGGUAAGCCUGACGACGGCGGUUGGGAUGUCUGUGACGACAUAGAGCACCGUCCCCAACCACCAUGUUUGGUGUAUUCGUUUGGGAUCAACCACGACUUCAGUUUUGACGAUGCGGUCAGCGAUAAAUACGGGUGCGAGGUUCACUCUUUCGACCCGAGCAUGGGACAAAAUGAUCACAAGCACUCAGACCGGGUGUUUUUCCAUAAUCUUGGGAUAAGCGACCGAGACUUCGUCAACGACAAAGCCUGGACAAUGAAAACCCUGACGUCUAUCAAGAAGCAGCUACACCACACUAAGAUCAAUAUCCUCAAAAUGGACAUCGAGCAUGACGAGUAUAAGGCCCUGCCGAACAUCAUCGCGUCAGACGAGCUGAAGGAUGUCGAUCAGCUGCUCUUUGAAAUCCACUACAAUCCUUCCGAUGUCCAGAAGGCGAUCAUAGAAAUGGCGCGAGGUCUGGAGCUGCUCCGUGACCUGCGGAACCUUGGCUUCUAUGUCUUUCACUUUCACCCGAACGAGUAUAAUUAUUUUACAAGUAAGAUGACUGGACGUCGACGUACGAGCUGUAGCGAGCUGCACAUGCUGAAUGUUAAUCAAAACAGAGAGUAGUGUCAGGAAAGUAUUUGGUAAAUACUCUUCGGGAAAGUAGGCAGGAAAGCGUAUAGGAAUCAAAUAAUUGAUGGGAAGCAUUUGUAUUUGUGUGCAGUAAUGCGUACAGGCACAGAACAUGUACAUAGCUUUUCACGUACACAUGAUAAUGGGACGAUCGCACUUCUAACAACCGAAACCACUAUUGCUUUUACUGUAGUCGAGUUUGUCAACGUCUGUUUUCCUCAGGACUACACUUAAUUUUAUCAGUUAAAGACUUCUUUAUUGCUUUUGAUUUUGAUCUAAUAAAGUUGUUUAAUCUGAAAUAU